UGGAUUGGCUAGUGCUGACAUUGAGUGCGUUCCGGCAAGACACUGCUACCGUAGCGCUACAGCUUUUUCGCUACAAUUGUAGCGGUGCCAUAUAUACAUUAGCGUGCAUAACCUCAAAAUUGAAUUAUAAGAGUCGCGUUUACCUCGUUUACAAAAUUAAUUGAAACGAAUAGAAUGGAAAAUAUUGAAGAUUGGCUCAUGAAUGACAUAUUGUUCGAUGAUUCAUCAGAUGAAAGCAACGUUAAAGAGGAAGAAGUUCCGCUACAGUUGUAGCGGUACGUUUUGCCGAAACGUACUCGUGUAGCGCUAUCGUAGCGCUACCGUAGCGCUACGGUAGCAGUGUCUUGCCGGAACGCACUCAUUCCUACAUUCGCAAUGUAACUGUUUAACGUUGGAAAUCUGACUUAAAAUUUGGCUUAAAUCGAAUGUGUUUAGGAAACAAACAUGGAGGUUUUCGAAUCAAAUGUAGCCGUUUCUCCUCUCAUGAGUGUAAACAAAAUGGAUCCAUCGAAAUGUAAGAGGAGCGAACGUAGACGCUCGUCGAUUCUUAAACCACGCAAGACACGGCAACCGUUGCAAAAUGUAAAUUUGGAUUCUUCAUCCAACGAGAACAGCCCAGUUACAGCAAAAGUUAAGAGGCGUGUUAGUUUUGCAGAGAAAAAACAUGUCAAAGAGUUUUGUCACUCUACUGAACAAGGGACUGUAUGGGAUAAUACGUAUGAAGAGCAUGAUUUUAGUUCAAAAGGAUCUUUUGUGGUUGAGCAGAAUACCCAAGUUGAACCACAAGAAAUCGCACCAUUAUGUGCUAGUAAGGACUAUAUUGAUCCCGAUAGUAACUCGUGUGAUCGAAACAAUACCCAUUUAGUAAAUAAUCAGCUGUCACAAGAAUCUGCCGCAACAGCCAAUGAAGAUGACGAUGCAAACUCUGAUUUAGAUUUCACUAAUCCAGUCAAAUCUAUACAAUUGUCAGAUACAUCUCUACUUGGAUAUGAUAAAUUGCCAAAUAAGUCGUAUGUGUGUGAAGGUGAGGUAUCGAGUGGUAUUGUUGCAUAUAGCGACACGGAUGAAGAAUGUAUAGAAUUACCUGAUAAAAAAUCUCAACCUCAGCCAACUGUAAUAUCAGCAAAUACAUCUUGUGCAUGGAAAAAUCAGGUAAACUCAAGCAACAUUGCUAUAUAUAGAGAUUCUGACGAAGAGUAUCACGCUGAGGAUAAUGAUGCCGCUAAAUCUUCCAAGUCAUGUUCUAGCAAUGUUGACUCUAAAUUUGACAAGACGCUUGUCCAGGAUUUGUCUAUGGAGUUGACUGCACCAAUACCUGUAUUUUUAUUAUCACACUUACAGACGGAACAAAAAAAGAAGCAAAAGUGCAAUGAUAUAAAUAAUGUAGAUACAGAUUAUUGCAAUAAUGUAUCAAUGGAAAUUACCGAGGCUGUACCAGUGUUUGCAACGUCUGUCGCGUCUGAUUUAAAAACUUGCCAACAAAUUUCAACAAUGUCACAAAAGUGUACAAAUACAAAAUGUGAUGCUGAUAACACCCACCACACAAUAGAUGACAACUAUGCCAAUGAUUCAAUGGCAUUAACGUCUGUUGUACAGCCAUUUACAGAUGUCACUGGCACUGGUAUACAUCGUGCUCUCGAUACUUCAAUGGAAAUGGUUAGUGUACCAGCCAAAAUACUUGUAUAUGAAAAUAAUGCCUGUAAAGAAAAUGAUCUGAGAAAGGAUGCAACUGAUAAAACUGAGAUUUUUAAUUGCGUACCAAUGGAAAUGACACAACCAGUAAGUACCAUAUUGUCUCCAAGUGUUUAUAAUAAGGAGAAUGUACAAAUGGACGGACCAAUAUCUAGAGAUGAUAAAACUAUGUAUUUCUACGACGUAUCCAUGGAAACAACUAAGAUAGUGUCGACAAAUUGCAAACGAAAAAUUCCUGAUAUAAACACUUGUAAAUCAUUGUCUGAAAAGAAUACACAUGGUGGAAAAGAUAUAAAUGAAUCGGCCUGUUUUGACAAAAGAACAAACUUAUUAUGUAAAUCUAUGGAGUUUACUGAAACUGUUCCAACUUUGUGUAAUGAAAGAAUGCUUCAUGCUGCACACGUUGCACAAUCUGUGAACGACAGUACGUGUGAAGAUUAUAAAAAUGACAAAACUGAGUUUUUCAAUGAUUCAUCAAUGGAAAUAACGAAAUCAGUAAAUAUGUUAUUACCUUUACACGUUGACAAGGAGAAUUUAAACAUGGAUGAAUUGACACCGAAAGGUGACAAAACUAUGCUUUUCCACAACGUGUCCAUGGAAAUGACUACAGCAAUAUCGAGAAACCGAAACGAAAUUACUCAGUCAAUUACUGGUAAAUCGAUGUCUAGAGAGAAUACAUGUGGAGAAAGAGAACCGAGCAAUUUAAUCUGUUUUAACGAAGAAACACAAUUAUUAUGUAAAUCUGUGGAGUUUACUGAAGCUGUUCCAACUCCUUUAUGUAACGAAAGAACAUUUCAUGCUGCACACGUUGCACAAACUGUAAAUAAAAGUACAUGGGAAGAUAAGGAAAACGAUGGAACUGAAGUUUUUAAUGAUUUAUCAAUGGAGAUAACAAAAUCAGUAAAUAUGUUACCUUUAGACAUUGACGAGAAGAAUUUAAAAAUUGAUCAACGUAUCUCAAAGGAUAAAACUGUGUCCUUCCAUAAUGUAUCCAUGGAAAUGACUGCACCAGUGUCGUCGAGAAACCGAGACGAAACUAUUCAGCCAAUUACUUAUAAAUCAAUGUCUAAAGAGAAUUCAUAUGUAAAAAAAGAUACAACCAAUUCAACCUGCUUUAAUGAAAGAACAAAAUUAUUGUGUAAAUCUAUGGAAUUCACUCAAGUUGUCCCAAUUUCCUUGCACGAAGAGAGAACAUUUGAUACUUGCCACGCUGCACAAUCUACAUGUUCUCAAACAUUAUCGAAAACAACUUUAUUGCCUGCUCAAAAAUCUGCGGAGGAAGCAUUACAAACGAAUGCAGUUGCAAACGAAACAAUUCAAACCGAAUCAAUGGAAAUUACUGCGGCAGUGCCACCAACAUUACAACUUGUGCAAGACGUGAUAGCAAGUGAAACAGAAAAUUUAAUUCUUCCUAAAAAUGAUGAAUUCCAACAUCUAAUGGCAAAUAAUAAUCUAACAACAUGUAACAAAAGUACAACAAGAGAGAAUUUUACAAUUCCAAGAGAAACAGAAAAUAUUGAACACAAUGAAUUAUCUAAUGUUACUCAGCCUCCACUGGAUAAUUUAGAUUAUUGCCCAAAUGCAAACUUGGAAAAUGCCAGCGGCAAAAAAAGAAUGUCUGAUGCAAGUGAAAGAUUGCUUUCGAAACGAGCUCGCACUUCUUUUAUGCAAGUUCAGUCUUUUGAGGACAAUAAUAUACAUUCAUUUUCUAGCGGUAACGCUAACUGUGCAAAUGAUAUAGAACGUAAUGAGUCCUUAAUAAAAGAUACAAUGAAUCACACGCAGGUAUCUCAGUCAAAUCUCAAAGAGAAUGAGAUGGAUCUAAACGAAAUCAGUGAAAAUAGUUUCUUAACGAGAAGUAUGCCGUACCUGAAAAACAGUCUCGUAGAGCUACACUCGAUUAACCCGCCAUCAUGUUUAGAGAGCGAGGAAGAAAAUUCUUUCUAUGAAAUUCAACACGAACUUCAAUCGCCGACCAUUACUGAUAUAGCAAUCAAUAAUAUUUCUGAUCGAUCAAUAACAAACAAUGCAGAAUCCGAGUAUCUAAGAGACAAACUAAUAAAUGAGAACAAUCAAGCAGAUUAUCACGUAGGAGACAAAACUGAGGAUAAUCAGCAAGUUGAUAAUUGCCAAACGAUCACGAGGACAAUUAUGAAUGACCAUCGACCUGAUAAAUUAAAUUAUUGUACGACAAAAAGUAUUAAUGAAGAAAGCAUAUCAUCAAUGAAUGCUGAGAAUGGAAAGACUCCGACAGUACAAGAUAUUAACCAUUACACAUCAGUAAUUGUCAAAGAACUUGAAAUGACAGAUGAAGAUCAAGCAGCUGAAAGAGAAUAUACUCGAAAAGGGCUAAACGAGGAUACACAGCUGCAGAAUGACAUUCAAGAGUACGAACAAUAUUCGGAUGAAGAAAGACAAGAAACAGAGAAGUGCAAUAAUCAUCUCGAAGGUGCAGGAGCUGUAGUUGAGGGUCAAAUAGAAUCUAAAGAAUGCGAAAAAAGUUUUAAUAAUGAAGCGACACAAAGUAUGGAACAACAGGAUGAAUGUGCAAUAGAAAGGCCCGGAACGCCACAAUAUAUUAGCACGAUUGAGGAUAUUAAAAAUAAAUCUUUGAACGAACAAGAUCCGUUUUUAAUAUUUUUGCAAAAAUUACAAACUCAUGCCGCAAGAGACGAUUGCAUUUGGAAUGUAUAUCAUAAGAAUAUCGAUAAGAAACUGAUCGUUUUCGAUUUCAUGUCAAAUUCAUUAUUGAUAGCGACGUAUUUAUCACAUGAUUUUAAUGGCUCCGAAGAAAGUGUGAUUAAAGAAAUCAAGAUUAUUUCUCGCAUUUCAGAUGAUGCAGAAGUAUUAAUAAGGAUAGUUCACAAAUUAAUUUUGGAGAAAAUAAAUGUGGAAAUACUUACCAAAUUAUAUAGAACUCAUCAGGACAUUCUUCCGAUGCUAGAUUUUAUUUCACAAGAUGUCAAAUUAGCCAUGGAUUUCAUGUUCGACUUGAGACGUUUGGACGAUUUAAACUUAAUGGAGAUUGCCUAUGACCAAAUUUCAUUCGUCUCUCGAAGUAAACAAAUGGACAUUAUAUUGCAAGUUACGAUCAAAGUUAAACAGUUUAAUAAGCUCACUUCGAAUGAUAUCAGCCUUCAUUGUCUACUGGGAAAGAAUAGAAUAAAAGAAACGGACAUUAAAAACUUAUUUAAAAACAUAAAAAGGGACUACAAGUUUUUACGAAGGUAUAUGAACGAUGUCAAGGAUUAUAUUGAUAUAAUAGAAGAGACUAUCAAGUAAUCUAAUGAUCGAGUAUGAAAAGAUUUUCGAUCGAUCUUUUAAUGAAGAUAUCGUUAUUUUCUUGCAAUAUGCUCAAGUUAGAAAUAAAAUUAAUAAAUUUUUGAAUCACCAAGAUUGUAAACAAUGAUACUAUAAUAGCGUCUUCUUAUUUUUAUAUUGUUGCGUGCGUAAAUUAUAUAAUAAAAAUACAAUAUAAAUA
Messenger RNA from Vollenhovia emeryi, 5173 nucleotides. RefSeq lists its product as uncharacterized. The transcript has 8 exons. NCBI's taxonomy places the organism in Eukaryota, Metazoa, Arthropoda, Insecta, Hymenoptera, Formicidae. The coding region runs from base 445 to 4974 and encodes 1509 amino acids. The record is from RefSeq and is a predicted model, not a curated record.